Molecule: messenger RNA, 1157 nt
Organism: Tinamus guttatus (white-throated tinamou)
Lineage: Eukaryota; Metazoa; Chordata; Aves; Tinamiformes; Tinamidae
Source: RefSeq, a predicted model, not a curated record
CCAUGGAGGAGCCCCUCGCGCUGCUGGUCCGGAGCCCCGCGCAGCGGCACCCCGACCUGCGCCUCCGCGCCCGGCCCGCCUGGACCGUGCGGCGCCUCAAGGCCGAGCUGCGGCGCCUCGUCCCGGAGGCACCCCCUGAAGAUGACCAGAGAUUGAUUUACUCUGGGAAGCUGCUGCUUGAUCAUCUCUGUCUGAGAGAGUUGCUGCCAAAGCAUGAGGAAUUGCAUGCCCUUCAUCUGGUGUACAACCUCAAGACUUCUGUGACUGCCCAAGAAACCAGCACAAAGGUUGAAACUGCUCAGCCAAAAGUAUCACCAGAAGCUGGUCAAGAAGCUUCUGCAUCGUCCUCAGAUGGUGAAAGACACAGAUGCUCUUCUGACAACCAGUCUUCAGCAGGUGCUGGAACCAGCCUUGAAACAGCUCAGCAUCCCUUCCAAAAUGUGGCUCCUGGGUUCUCUGCUUACACAACUUACAGCAUGCUCCAGAUGUCCUGGUUUCAGCAGAUCUAUGCAAGACAAUAUUACAUGCAAUACCUGGCUACUACUGCUGCAUCUACUGACCCAUCCCGUACCCAGCGUGCUCAGGAGAUACCGGUGGCACCAGUGACACCCCCAGCUCCUCUCCCAGACCCGUUUCCUGCACAGAAUCAGCCUGGAAACCAGAACGUUGCUCCGCAGGUGAACGCAGCAGCCAACCAAAACCUGCGGAUGAAUGCCCAGGGGGGGCCACUGAUGGAGGAAGAGGAGGAGGGUGGCAAUCGAGAUUGGCUGGACUGGCUCUACUCAGCAACACUGUUCUAUGUCUUUGUCAACAUCAUCUAUUUCUACUCCAGUGUCAGCAGAUUUCUCCUGGUCAUGGGUGGCACUGUUUUGAUGUAUCUGCAUCAUGUUGGGUGGCUUCCAUUUAGACGAAGACCGGUUCAGCCUUUCCCAAAUAAUGUUCCGGCUCAGGCUGCUGCAAACCAGGAUCAGAACAAUAACUUACAGCAAGAAGAAAAUGCAGGCAGAGCCAAUGAAUUGGAGGCCUCUCCUGAGGAAGGACAAGUGUUACUGGAAUACCAGCAGGCCAGCCCAUCGUUUUUGAGCACGGCGUGGCUUUUCUUCAAGACUUUCUUUGCAUCCCUCCUGCCAGAAGGGCCUCGUGCAGUCCGCAACUGA